UAGUACCCCAUUUUCCAAUUUGCUUAGCCUUACGGCGGGCCCAUGGUGGAAGGGAAUUUGGAAUUAAAGGGAAAAUAUAUCGCUAAAUCGACCAUUCGAUUUUAUCUUAUAAGUACAUACAGUACCUUAGCUUAUCAAUUAUUUAAGAAUGGAAAACGAAUGAUGAGACUGGACGUUAGCGAGUAAUAAACUCGGAAGCGGUGGGUGGUGUGCGCACCUCCGAAGUCUGACCUGAAGGCCGCUCCGUCUACCUCUUCUGCAGCGACCUUGUUUUGGGUCAUCCUCUGGAAUCAGUUCAGAUGCCCUGGGUGGUUCGGACAAAGGAUCCGCUUCGGGAAAGUUGUAUUCCUGGUCGUAGUGUUGGUGUUUGCAGCGAGGCUGCAGUUGACUGACCCACUGAACAAUGGCUCAGUUUCCCACGCCCUUCGGAGGAGGUCUGGACGCCUGGGUGAUCUCUUUGGACGAGCGAGCCAAACAUGACCAGCAGUUUGUCAGCCUGGCCCCCUCACCAGCUGGCUACAUCACAGGUGACCAGGCCAGGAAUUUCUUCCUGCAGUCAGGCCUGCCCCCUCCCAUCCUGGCACAGAUAUGGGCCCUGGCCGAUAUGAACAAUGAUGGGAAGAUGGACAUGCACGAGUUCUCCAUCGCCAUGAAGCUGAUCAAGCUCAAGCUGCAGGGUCACCCCCUGCCCCCCUCUCUGCCCCCCUCCAUGAAGCAGCCGCCCCUCACCCUGCCCCCGCCACCCACCGCACCCUUUGGAAUGCAUGGUUUAGGGGUAAUGCCAGGCCUCCCAGCAGUCCCUCCAUUACCCAUGCCCCCUAUGCCAGGGGUGGGUAUGUCCCCCCCUCUGGUGUCGUCGGUUCCCCCGUCUGUACCCCCCUUGGCCAACGGAGCGCCAAUGACAGGCUUCUCCCACCCAGCCACCACACUCAACAAAAGCUCUUCUUCCAACCGCUCCGGUGCCAAGAUGCAGGGCCAGUCUUUUGAGACUUCUAGCGCCCCUGUGCCCCCCCAGCCUCCCACUGACUGGGCUGUUCCCAGCUCGUCCCGGCUAAAGUACCGGCAGCUCUUCAACAGCCACGACAAGAUGAUGAGCGGCCACCUCACCGGACCCCAAGCAAGAACCAUCCUGAUGCAGUCCAGCUUGCCCCAGACCUCGCUGGCAUCUAUAUGGAACCUGUCGGACAUCGACCAGGACGGCAAGCUGACGGCCGAGGAGUUCAUCCUGGCCAUGCACCUGAUUGACAUGGCCAUGUCCGGCCUGCCCCUGCCCCCUAUCCUGCCCCCAGACUUCAUCCCCCCCACCUUUAGGAGGGUACGUAGUGGUAGCGGGGUGUCUGUCACCAGCCUGCACUCCACUGACCAGCGGGUCCAAGAGGAGGCCGAAGAGGAGCAGGAGAGCGAGAAACAGAAGCUGGAGAAACUGACUUUCGAGGACAGGAAGCGGGAGAACUUUGAGCGGGGCAACCUGGAGCUGGAGAAGCGUCGACAGGCCCUGCUUGAGCUGCAGCGCAAGGAGCAGGAGCGUCUGGCGGCGCUGGAGCGCGAGGAGCAGGAGAGGAAGGAGCGCGAGCGGCUCGAGCAGGAGCGGCGGCGGCAGCAGGAGCUGGAGAAGCAGCUGGAGAGGCAGAGGGAGAUGGAGAGGCAGCGGGAGGAGGAAAGACGCAAGGAGAUUGAGAGGAGAGAGGCGGCAAAGCGGGAGCUGGAGCGUCAGCGUCAGUUGGAGUGGGAGAGGAACCGCCGGCAGGAGCUGCUGACCCAGAGGAACCGAGAGCAGGAGAACAUUGUCCUGCUCAAAGCCCGCAAGAAGACCCUGGAGUUAGAGCUGGAGGCACUGAACGACAAGAAGAGCCAGCUGGAGGGCAAGCUGCAGGACAUCCGCUUCCGCCUGUCUGCCCAGCGGCAUGAGAUCGAGAGCACCAACAAGACCCGCGAGGUCCGCAUCGCUGAGAUCACCCACCUCCAACAGCAGCUGCAGGACUCUCAGCAGUGGCUCGGCAGGCUGAUCCCUGACAAACAGUGUCUAAACGAACAACUCAAACAGGUUCAACAGAACAGCCUGCACAGAGACUCCCUGUCGUCGCUGCAGAAGGCGUUGGAGGUCAAGGAGUCUAGUCGGCAGCAGCUGAGAGAACAGCUUGACACCGUGGAGAGAGAGACCCGCUCCAAGCUGCUGGAGAUAGAUGCCUUCAACACCCAGCUCAAGUCUCUGGCUGUGUUCUAUCAGGGCCACACUGCCCGGAUAGAGGGCCUCCGUCUGGAGCUGCUGCUGGAGGAGCAGAGGGGGCGACAGGAGCUCCGAGAGAUCCACAGCAAGCAGCAGAGGCAAAAGCAGAAGGAUCACCUGGAGGGAGAAAUCAACAUCCACGCCAUCGCCCAGGAGAGGGCCAAGUCCGCCGAGCUCACAGACGGAAGGUUGUCUGCCACUGACGAGGGCCUGGCGUGGCGAGAUGAGGGCACGGUGGAGGCCCCCACCCCACCCGCCCAGCCCUGGAUGAAGCGCGUGAGUGAGGAGGAGGGGCGCACUAAGAAGGACAUGCAGGACAAACUCAACCAGCUCUUCAUGCAGCAGCCUGAACCAGGGAAACUCGUGAACCAGAGCCCUUGGCCCACGGGCGACAAGAUCCCGGUGACUGGGUUCAACCAGGACAAGGUCAAGGUGGUCUUCUACCGGGCGCUGUACCCCUUUGAUGCCCGCAGUCACGAUGAGAUCACCAUCACCCCCGGAGACAUUGUCAUGGUGAAAGGGGAGUGGGUGGACGAGUCCCAGACAGGUGAGCCAGGCUGGCUGGGCGGCGAGCUGAAGGGGAAGACGGGCUGGUUCCCUGCCAACUACGCAGAGAAGAUCCCAGAAACCGAGGUUCCCAUGAGCCUGCGGGCCAGUGCUGCCACCACGGGCGCUGCGCCCAAACUGGCCUCACGGCUCACACCCACCGCCGUCUCCACCACACCCACGCCACCCAGCCAGCCAAUGGCAACCCCUCCCCCGGCAACAGCUCCCCCUGCCCCCGGGCCCUGCCCUGGUCCUGGUCCCGCCUCUUCCUCCUCCUCUGCAUCUAGUAACUGGGCAGAUUUCAGCACCACAUGGCCGUCCACCAGCUCUGUAGAGAAGACUGAGACUGGGGAGAGCUGGGACGCUUGGCCCACCCAGCCAUCUCUCUCUGUGCCCAGUGCCGGGCCCGGGGGCCAGCUGCGCCAGCGCUCUGCCUUCACACCCGCCACCCUCACUGGCUCCUCUCCGUCUCCCGUCCUGGGACAGGGGGAGAAGGUGGAGGGCUUGCAGGCCCAGGCGCUGUACCCGUGGCGGGCCAAGAAGGACAACCACCUCAACUUCAAUAAGAGCCACGUGAUCACAGUGCUGGAGCAGCAGGACAUGUGGUGGUUCGGCGAGGUGCAGGGCCAGCGGGGCUGGUUCCCCAAGUCCUACGUCAAGCUCAUCUCUGGCCCCGUACGCAAGUCCAUGAGCAUUGAGUCUGGCUCGUCCGACAGCCCCCCGAUCAUGAAGAGACCCACCCCGUCCCCUACCAAGUCCAUGGACCCAGGAGAAGAAUACAUAGCCAUGUACACCUACGAGAGCAAUGAGCAGGGCGACCUGACCUUCCAGCAGGGCGACGUCAUCGUGGUCACCAAGAAGGAGGGCGACUGGUGGACGGGCGUGGUCUCAGGCAAGACGGGGGUAUUCCCUUCCAACUACGUCAAACCCAAGGACUCUGAGGGACUGGGACCCGCAGGGAAGACUGGAAGCCUGGGGAAGAAGCCCGAGAUAGCCCAGGUCAUCGCCCCGUACACGGCAACGGGGGCCGAGCAGCUCACCCUGGCGCCCGGCCAGCUCAUCCUCAUCAGGAAGAAGAACCCGGGGGGCUGGUGGGAAGGGGAGCUGCAGGCCCGGGGAAAGAAGCGGCAGAUUGGCUGGUUCCCGGCCAACUACGUGAAGCUCCUGAGCCCCAGCACCAGUAAGACCACGCCCACAGAACCCACACCCCCCAAGCUGCCAAUGCCCAGUGCAGGUAGGGGCCAGGAGCAGGGAUCUGACGGGGGCCCGCCAGGGCCUUGGGGCCCCUCCUUGACUCAACAUAUGACGGCAGUGUGUCAGGUGAUUGGCAUGUACGACUACAUGGCGCAGAAUGAUGACGAGCUGCCCUUUGGGAAGGGCCAGAUCAUCAAUGUGCUGAGCAGGGAAGACCCUGAUUGGUGGAAAGGCGAGUUGAACGGUUCCGUGGGCCUCUUCCCCUCCAACUACGUCAAACUGACCACCGACACAGACCCCAGCCAACAAUGGUGCGCGGACCUGCACCUGCUGGACAUGCUGACCCCCGUUGAGAGAAAGAGACAGGGCUACACGCACGAGCUCAUCGUCACCGAGGAGAACUAUGUCAAUGACCUGCAGCUCGUCACUGAGGUCUUUCAGAAGCCUCUGCUGGAGUCGGAGCUGCUGACUGAGAAAGAGGUGGCCAUGAUCUUCGUCAACUGGAAGGAGCUCAUCAUGUGUAACAUCAAGCUGCUCAAGGCUCUGAGGGUUAGGAAGAAGAUGUCGGGCGAGCGGAUGCCGGUGAAGAUGAUUGGAGACAUCCUGACGGCCCAGCUGCCCCACAUGCAGCCCUACAUCCGCUUCUGCAGCUGCCAGCUCAACGGGGCCACGCUCAUCCAGCAGAAGACCGACGAGGUGCCCGAGUUCAAGGACUUUGUCAAGAGACUGGCCAUGGACCCAGGUUGUAAGGGAAUGCCCCUCUCCAGCUUCCUCCUCAAACCCAUGCAAAGGGUGACGCGCUACCCGCUCAUCAUCAAAAAUAUCCUAGAGAAUACUCCGGAGGCUCACCCGGACCAUAGCCAUCUGAAGCAGGCUCUGGAGAAGGCUGAGGAGCUGUGCUCCCAGGUCAACGAGGGUGUCAGGGAGAAGGAGAACUCUGACCGGCUGGAGUGGAUCCAGGCCCACGUCCAGUGUGAGGGGCUGUCUGAGCAACUCGUGUUCAACUCGGUGACCAACUGCCUGGGUCCGCGCAAGUUCCUGCACAGCGGCAAACUCUACAAGGCCAAGAGCAACAAGGAGCUGUACGGCUUCCUAUUCAACGACUUCCUCCUGCUUACUCAGAUCAUCAAGCCCCUGGGCUUCUCGGGCUGCGACAAGGUGUUCAGUGCCAAGUCCCACCUGCAGUACCGCAUGUACAAGACCCCCAUCUUCCUGAACGAGGUGUUGGUGAAGCUGCCAACAGAUCCCUCGGGAGAUGAGCCCAUCUUCCACAUCUCCCACAUCGACAGGGUCUACACCAUCCGGGCAGAGAGCAUCAACGAGAGGACUGCUUGGGUGCAGAAGAUCAAGGCAGCUUCGGAGCUCUUCAUCGAGACAGAGAAGAAGAAGAGGGAGAAGGCUUACCUGGUUCGCUCACAGAGGGCCACGGGCAUCGGCCGGCUGAUGGUAAACAUUGUGGAGGGCAUCGAGCUGAAGCCCUGCCGCUCCCACGGUAAGAGUAACCCAUACUGCGAGGUGACGAUGGGUUCCCAGUGCCACAUCACCAAGACCCUGCAGGACACGCUCAACCCCAAGUGGAACUCCAACUGUCAGUUCUUCAUCAAGGACCUGGAGCAGGACGUGCUGUGUGUCACCGUGUUUGAGAGAGAUCAAUUCUCUCCUGACGAUUUCCUAGGCAGGACAGAGAUCCGUCUGGCGGACAUUAAGAAGGACCAGGGCUCCAAAGGGCCCAUCACCAAGAGGCUGCUGCUCCACGAGGUGCCCACAGGAGAGAUUGUCGUACGACUGGACCUGCAGCUCUUCGAGGAGCCCUAGCCCAUCCCAGUUCAUCCCAGCCCUGCUCAGCUCAGCCUAACCCAGCCUAGCCUAACACCCAUAUACUGUACACCCCCCCCCAAACCCCGUUAUCCCUGCCCGAAGACUCACCAAGCUCUAGUGACAAUCCCCAACGGCCCAGCCCCACACUCCUGUGUGUGUGUGUGUGUGUGUGUGUGUGUGUGUGUGUGUGU
This is a messenger RNA of Oncorhynchus mykiss (rainbow trout), 5976 nucleotides long. It is a transcript of the gene itsn1, whose product is annotated as intersectin 1 (SH3 domain protein). The record is from RefSeq and is a predicted model, not a curated record. Gene Ontology annotation, cellular component: presynaptic membrane; cytoplasm; intracellular vesicle. Lineage: Eukaryota; Metazoa; Chordata; Actinopteri; Salmoniformes; Salmonidae. Gene Ontology annotation, biological process: endosomal transport; clathrin-dependent synaptic vesicle endocytosis; positive regulation of Rho protein signal transduction. Gene Ontology annotation, molecular function: molecular adaptor activity; guanyl-nucleotide exchange factor activity; calcium ion binding.